AUGUUAAUAAUGUUAUUCUUUCCGAAAACAAUCGCUUCUUCGCGAUGGGUUGUGUUAGAGAUGAUCCUUUUCGGCGCUUUUAUGCUCUAUAUUACGGUGAUAAUACGUUACUACGAGUCCACGCCAUUGACCUGUUUUCUGGAGCCGUGGUUUAGGGAAGUGGGGUUUGCCUUCUGUUACGGCGCUAUAGUCAUCAAAGUUUACCGCAUUUUUGCCGAGUUUCAGACCCGAAAGGCCCAUCGGGUUUGUGUCCGCGACAAAGACCUACUGAAAUACUUGGGCGGUAUAGUGUUGGUGGUGUUGGGCUAUAUGAGCGCCUGGACUGCGCUCGUGUUGGACGGCAUCGACGACGUGUCGCAAAUCAAUUGGUUCAACGGAACCGUCAAUUUGGAUAUCAAGGGCCGCAAUAUUCUGGAGGAACGGUCGACACUGAAUGGGCUCCGGUAUAUAGUCUGUAGGCAACUGUCGUGGGAUUAUGUCACAGAAAUGGGUGAAUUGGUAUUCCUGUUGACCGGCGUUUACAUCACAUAUUGUAUAAGGAAUGCCAAAAAGGAGAUCUAUCGGGAAAAGUGGACACUCGCCGCCUCCCUAUACUUGGAGACCAUAGUGUCGUUCACCACAUACACCAUACGACACGUAUUAUGGUUUUACCCCGAUCUCCAUCCCGACCAUAUAUUUCUGCUAUAUAUGGCUCGCUGUCAACUGACAGUCACUCCGAUGUUAAUAAUGUUAUUCUUUCCGAAA
Molecule: messenger RNA, 744 nt
Organism: Medioppia subpectinata
Lineage: Eukaryota; Metazoa; Arthropoda; Arachnida; Sarcoptiformes; Oppiidae
Source: the annotation of a GenBank genome assembly